AUGGCCGACACAAUGGAGGACACUCAGGCCGGCGCAACAGAGGCGAAAGGCCUAGGCAUAGCAGGAGACACCACCGCCAGCGACCCGACCCAGGAGACCAGCGACAGCGACAGCAGCAACAAGUUCCAACACGCCAUCUCAGCAUGGCGCUCCCUCGACCUGACCUCCCUCCUCCGCAGCCUCGACACCGCCGCCUCCGACCUCGUCACCCACCAGAAAGACGCCCUGGUCCAGCGCAAAGAGCUCGCGCAGAAGACGAAGGACUUCCGCAAACUCGACGACCCAGCCAAGUUGGCCGAGAUCAAGGACCUCCUCAAAGCCUACCAGGGCUAUGUCGACGUGCUUACGAACCACAACAAGACGAUCAACUCGGCAUUUAUGCAGGCGUACUCGCCGUUGUCUGAGGCGCCGGAUCCUUACCCUUUGCUUGAAGCGAGCGUGGAUUCUUUGGUGACGGCUGAGGAGGUGACGCCGAAGCUGGAGGCGGAGAAUGAGCGGUUGCAGAAGCAGGUGGCUAAGUUGAAUGGGCAGCUGGAAGAGUCGGAGCAGCAGUUGGAGGCGGAGCGGACCAAGAGGCAGUCGUUUGAGGGGUCGCAGGAUAGCAGGAUCAAGGAGGUGGAGGAGAGUUGGGCGGCGGUGGUGAAGGAGAAGGAGGAUAAUUGGGCGGCGAAGGAGAAAGGCUUGGAGGAGAAAGUCGAGAAUCAAGAAAGGUUACUGAGGGAGAUUAAGGCGAGCUAUGAGGUGUCGCAGCGUUUGGAGAGGUCUGGGGAGGAGAGUCAAGCGACAACAGCAAAUAGUGCAACUGCUGCGGAGCUCGAGCUGGUCAACUCUGAGCUGGAGAGGACCAACGUGCGGCUGGCUGAAGUAGAGGCAAGGAAUGAGCAGAUGAGGGUGGAGUUGGCACAAAAUGCGUCCCAGUCGCACAGCUCUGGACGAAGCACGGCUGUGGAAGAUGAGCCUGCGUACUUGAGGCUGAGAUCAGAGAACUCUUCACUGAUACGGCGGCUUGAAUCAGCCCGACACGACAAGGACGCUGAGAGAAGUGGCAUGGAGUCGAAACUACGUGGCGUUGAGCGAGAGAUCGGAGCCGUAAAAGCAGACCGAGAUGCAUUGCAGAACAAAGUGCACAAGUGGAGCAAUUAUGAGGAGGUGAAGCGAGAACUGGAAAUGCUACGAGCCAUCGAGUUUGCCACUGUCGACGACACAGAUCUUCCGGACGGUGACGACAUGGGCCACACAAAUGGCAGCGCCGACAAGGCAGCGGGUGAGACCCUAGAACAACUCCUUCUCGCCCGCAACAAAAAGCUCAGCAAUGAGCUCACUGAGCUGCGCGUCUCUCACAACGAGAUCCAGCAGCGCCUUGAGAACCUUCAAGAAGACCUCUCCAUCGCGAACAUGGACCUCGAGAAAUCCCGCAACCUGAACGCAACCCUCGAGAACGACCUGCAGAAGACGCAACAAGAAGCAUCCAACGCAUUCGAAACCAUGUCCGUCGCCGGGACCUACACCUCCCGCUACCCCAAGUCCGCUUAUGGCAGCCGAAGAGGCGGCGGCGGCGCGUCACCUACCUCCUCCAUCAUCGGUGGCUUCGACCCUGGGUCCCACUCUCCACGAGGCCUCGACAGCCUCCGGGCCAACGAACCGUCCGGUGGCGGCUCCGGCAUCCUCCCAAUGGUGACAGCACAACGCGACCGCUUUAAGAAGAAGAUCGCCGAGCUGGAGCAAGAACUACAAAAACAAUACCAACAAGUCUCCUCCCUGCGCUCAGAGGUCGCUUCCCUACAAAAAGACAACCUCAACCUCUACGAGAAAACCCGCUACGUCUCCUCCUACUCCCGCCCCACAGCCUCCGGAGCAAGCUACGGCGCCAAUCCCAACCCCUCCACCAUUCCCAUCACCCCCGGCGGAGGGGGCGGCAACGACACCCCCAUCGACCGCUACCGCACCGCCUACGAGUCGAACAUCAGCCCUUUCGCCGCCUUCCGCGGGCGCGAGAGCGCGCGGGCUUUGAAAAGGAUGUCCUUGCCUGAGAGAGCGGUGUGGCAGGUCACGAGGAUGGUGCUGGCGACGCGGACGAGUCGGAAUCUGUUCGCGGUGUAUUGUUUGGGGUUGCAUUUGAUGGUGCUGGGGAUGCUGUUUUAUGCGGGGACGACGGAGGUGGAGGCGCAUGCUAGUAAUUUGAGUGCCGGGGAUUCUUCGUCCGACUCGAUCAUCGGAUUCGUCGCCACCACCAACGGACACGCAAGACAGCGAUGUGGCGAGCAAAAUGCAACACCCCGCCCAAAAAAACUCAAUGCGACGCACCUGCAAGCGCUCUUGUCCCACAAGACCCAGCCAUCAUCUGCUGUGUAUCCCCACCAGAGCUCCGGCGCCAACUGCCCGGGAACCGCUGCAGAAUCCAGCUCAUCGCGACGAAACCUACAACGCGGCCGUCUGGCCGACGACUCGCCAUUGACCACGCGACACCUCCAUCCUGAUGAUCUGCCUACUCGGCCAGUCGCCGGUGUCAUAUAG
Saxophila tyrrhenica is the source of this 2514-nucleotide messenger RNA. RefSeq lists its product as uncharacterized. Gene Ontology annotation, cellular component: Golgi membrane. The record is from RefSeq and is a predicted model, not a curated record. The coding region runs from base 1 to 2514 and encodes 837 amino acids. Gene Ontology annotation, biological process: intra-Golgi vesicle-mediated transport. The transcript has 2 exons. NCBI's taxonomy places the organism in Eukaryota, Fungi, Ascomycota, Dothideomycetes, Mycosphaerellales, Extremaceae.